UUCACGUGCCCAACAGGCUCAGCGACGCCUUAAGAGACAUGCUGCCAAUCAACCAGAGAAGCUAUGGCCAAACGCCACAGUUCCUUACGUCCUGGACGUAAAAUAUAGCAACUGGCAGAGGAAUAAGGUCGUAUCGAGCAUGAAGAAGAUUGAAGAUGUCAGUUGUGUCAAGUUUGUACCUAAAACGAACGAAGAAACUUUCAUAAAUAUUAUUAAAGGCAGAGGAUGCAAAGCACACAUCGGUUAUAGAGGUAAACCAGUAAAAACUACUCUGGGCAAAAAUUGUCUAACUUCAGCACGCAUAAUUCAUGAGCUAAUGCACGUGCUUGGCUUCCUUCACGAGCACAAUCGCCCUGAUCGAGAUGAAUAUAUUAUUAUAAACUUUCAAAAUAUCCGUAAAAGUUUGAGACACAACUUUAGGAAGUCAAAACGCCAUCAAGUCACCCUUCUAGAUCUUCCCUAUGACUAUCAAUCCAUACUUCAUUAUCGACCUCAAGAUUUUGCCAUCGACAGGUCCAAGAAAUCCAUUCUGCCUGUUGGUGACCAAACCAUUAAGAUUGGAAUGGGGAAAACCCUGAGCGAGUUAGACGUCACGAAACUCAACAAACUCUACCAGUGUUCUGGUCCAGAUGAAGAUUGGCCUAUGAUUGAAGAAUAUGCAGAUCUUGAGUUCACUGACGAAACCGAAACAACCGAUGAUUGAAAAGUAUAAAUUUUCUAUCGAAACUCUCUUGAUUUGCCAAGAGUAAAUGGAAAGCUCACGAAGCAAUACAACUUGAGCCCGUCAAAGCAUUCUUAUUAAAUUACAAAUAUGUUCUAAGCUUUAGAUAUUUAAAAACGAUUUUUAUUCUGUCACAUUUCCUUUUUGGAAAUUCAGAGACUUUAAAAGAACUUUUAUUGUGAAAGUAACACGUGAAGUCUGAACGUUUAAACCAGUUUCAUUUUUAUGAUGAGUCCUGGUAUUAGCCGAAAGGCCUCGUCGGUACUGGAUAUCGUAGAUAUAGUGUGGUUUACACAUUAUUACAUUCUUCAUUAAUUUCACUCGUAACUUCUUAAAAACUUCUUGAUUUACAGUUUAUCUUCUGCUCAGAAGUAAACAGGAAUAGUUGAAUUAUUCUUGCUUCGUUAAAGUAUAUCGAUGAUAAAAAACUAACUAAGAGCUAUUUAUUAGAGAAAUACGGUUAAUAGUGAGACCACCCCGCUUAGGACUUUAUCUAAAUUUGGUCGCUAGGUGAUUUUCUGUUGUAAGUUAUUCAAGUACUCUUUAAAAUAAAAAACGCAAUAGUCCUAAUUAAGUUUACACUUUACAUAAUAUUAUUACAGGAGUGUUAUUUUGAUAUAUUUUGUUAAAGUUAGAUCUGGGGUCAUUUGUUAAGACUUAUUUUAAAAUAAAUUCAACUCGACAUAAUAUUUAAUUUCGAUUAUUUAUAUAUAUGUUUG
This is a messenger RNA of Limulus polyphemus (Atlantic horseshoe crab), 1440 nucleotides long. Its product is annotated as low choriolytic enzyme-like. NCBI's taxonomy places the organism in Eukaryota, Metazoa, Arthropoda, Merostomata, Xiphosura, Limulidae. The transcript is spliced from 4 exons. The record is from RefSeq and is a predicted model, not a curated record. Gene Ontology annotation, biological process: proteolysis. The coding region runs from base 140 to 703 and encodes 187 amino acids. Gene Ontology annotation, molecular function: metalloendopeptidase activity; zinc ion binding.